Molecule: messenger RNA, 2199 nt
Organism: Halteromyces radiatus
Lineage: Eukaryota; Fungi; Mucoromycota; Mucoromycetes; Mucorales; Cunninghamellaceae
Product: pre-mRNA splicing factor component-domain-containing protein
Exons: 5
Coding region: 1-2199 (732 amino acids)
Biological process (GO): mRNA splicing, via spliceosome
Cellular component (GO): spliceosomal complex; Prp19 complex
Source: RefSeq, a predicted model, not a curated record
AUGAUCAAAGGUGGUGUUUGGAAAAACACUGAAGACGAAAUUUUAAAAGCGGCUGUCAGUAAAUACGGAAAGAAUCAAUGGGCACGUAUCUCUUCUUUACUUGUUCGCAAAUCUCCAAAACAAUGUAAAGCAAGAUGGUUUGAAUGGUUGGAUCCUAGUAUUAAAAAGACGGAAUGGUCAAAGGAAGAAGAUGAAAAAUUACUUCAUCUUGCAAAGUUGAUGCCUACACAAUGGCGUACUAUUGCUCCUAUUGUUGGACGUACUCCUGCACAAUGUCUUGAAAGAUAUCAACGAUUAUUGGAUGAAGCUGAACAAUCUGUUGCUGGUAAAGAAGAUUUGGGACUUACUGGUGCUGGAGGUCAUGAAACUGGACCAAAUGCUGAUGAUGUACGAAAGUUAAGACCUGGAGAAGUGGAUCCUGAACCUGAAAGUAAACCUGCAAGACCUGAUCCUGUUGAUAUGGAUGAAGAUGAAAAAGAAAUGUUAUCUGAAGCUCGUGCUCGUUUAGCAAAUACUCAAGGUAAAAAGGCAAAACGCAAGGCUCGUGAACGACAAUUGGAAGAAGCUAGACGUUUGACUACUUUACAAAAACGAAGAGAAUUAAAGGCGGCCGGUAUCAAUGUUCGAGUGAAGAAAAUGAAAAACACUAUGGAUUAUAAUACAGAUAUUCCUUUUGAAAAACGAGCACCAUUAGGAUUUUUCGAUGUGACAGAAGAAAAAGCACAAAAACCAAAUGCAGAAUUAUUGACUAACGUACGACUUUCCAAACUCAAUCGACGACGUGCUGAUAUUGAAGAAGAAAAGGAACGUGAACGAAAACGAAAACAACGUGAAGCUGGUGCUACUGGAAAUAAAUCUGAAGGAAAUCAAGGUCGGUUUGUUCCUGCAAAGGAUGCUAAAAUUAUCAAGAUGCAAGAACAAGAACAAAUUGCUAAACGACGAAAGCUAGUCCUUCCUGCUCCUCAAGUCGGUGAAGAAGAAUUAGAUGAAAUCGUUAAGACUGGUUUUGCUGGUGAAUCAGCUAAAUCCUUGGUUCAAGCUGAAGAUACUGAUCAUGCUACUACAACACCUCUUCGUGGAACAACAUCAACACCUUCAACUUAUGGAAAUCAAACACCAUUCAAAACACCACUUCGUGACCAUUUCAACAUUAACGAUCAACAAGAAUCAAUUGCAGCUACACCUCGUGACGAAAAAAUGGCACAAAUACAACGCAAACGAGCUCUCUUACAAGGUCUUUCAUCAUUACCCAAGCCACGAAAUGAAUGGGAAAUUCGAUUACCUGAUGUUGGGGAUGAGGAAGAAAAAGAUGAGAUCAAAACAGAUCAAUCAAGCCAAGUGGAGGAUAUGAGUGAAGUAGAAAAACGCAACAAAGAAAUGGCCAUCAAAAACGAACAAGAACAAUUAGGACGACGAUCACUUGUAGUACAACGCGGUUUACCACGCCCAACGAGUAUUCCAGCAUCUAUUCAACAAGUCAAUCAACAUUUGGACGAUAUUCAGGCCAUGAUUCAACAAGAAUUUAUACGCUUAUUACAACAUGAUGCUAUCAAAUACCCUGUGGUUGGUGGAUCUAUCGCUCCUGGAGCUACUCCUCUUGAAGGUGAUUUAACUCUUGUAGAAGAAGAAUUCGAUACGGCAACUUUGGAGGAUGCUCGCAAAGAAAUGGAUUUGGAAUUGAAGGAAAUGCUUGAUUUGGAUGAAACUGAUGUACAACAAGCCGUUUGGAAUCAUGUAUCAAAUCAACCCGGAUAUCAAGAAAAAUGGGAUCAAGAACAUGAUGAUUUAUUAUUCUCUGCAAAGUUCAAACAAUUCAUGACUCUGGAUGAAAUGCCUGAUGAUAAGGAUAAGAUUCAAGGAUUAGAAAAGAUCAUCGAGUCUAACCGUCAAGCUAUGAUUCGUGAUGCUACUAAAGCUGGUAAAUUGGAAAAGAAAUUGGAAGUUCGACUAGGUGGAUAUAUGGCAAGAUCCAAUACAUUAUCACAACAAAUUAUUGAAGCAUUUGAAGCACUAGAAGCUGCCAAGAUUGAACAUAGUAGCUUCUUGAAUUUACAAAUGGCGGAAAAGGUAGCAAUUCCUCGUCGUAUUCAAGGAUUGGAAGAAGAAGUACAACGAUUAGCACAAAGAGAGAAGGAUUUACAACAAAAAUACAAACUUCUCAGCGAAGAGAAAAGUCAUUAUUUGGAAGGACUAGUUUAG